CAAAGCACCCAAAAUCCAAGCAAAUCAAAUGCAAAAUAUAAGUAUAGAACUCGAUCCCGAAAGAGCUAUUCUCUCUUUAAAUAAAGUUGAACUUUUUGUCGUUACAAUUUUCUUAAUUGUGAUAGAUUGUGUGUAUAUAUGCUUAAUAAAACUUGAGAUAUCAGUUUGUGACAUCAGUACAUAUUAUAUAUAGAUUCUCGAAAUCGGAAGCUGUUUUGUUUUCAUGCAUGACGAUACCCGCAAAUGGGAAGUUUUAUGUCACUCAAAAAAUUUCAUAUAUACUCCACACAAAUUUGUUGCGAUUAGUAAUUACAUGACGUAUAUGAACGGAAAUUUAUUUUGUUUUCUUAACAAACACAUAACUAUGGCACUAUUUCCAUAACAAUUAAAUAUCUGAUUAGCCGACAAAACCAUCAAACGGAUUCGACCAUCCUAAAGUAAUCACCUACAAAAGAUUUGCGGUAGGAAGAAGCAUAUGACGUCAACUAAAAUGGCUUUGUUAGUGUAAUAAUAUUAUUUUGGUACUUAAAAAUUCGCCAAGUCAAACAUGAACUGCUCGAAGUCGCAUAUAAAGGUUCAAGAAGCCAAAUGAAAAUGGGCGACGAGAGAAAGCAUUUAGCAAAAGCAAAAAUAUGUUAAACUGUUCUUCUAAGAGAUUUUGCUUGUUAGCGUUUCCAUUGGUUCUUCUUCUUCUUAUUCUCUUCCUAGUCUUUUCUUUUUUCCCUAAUAAUGUAUCUCCACCUCAACAGUUCUUUUCUUCACUUACUAUGUCCUCUCUUCUUGAUCACACAAAUGCAUUACAAUCCUCAUCUUCCUCGUUAUACUCUCCUCCGAAUACCAUAAAGAGAAGGAGCAAUCUUGAGAAAAGAGAAGAAGAGUUGAGGAAAGCAAGGGCUGAAAUUAGAAGAGCCGUCAGGUUUAAGAAUUACACGUCCAACGAAGAAGUUACUUAUAUCCCCACAGGCCAGAUCUACAGAAACUCAUUUGCCUUUCAUCAAAGUCAUAUAGAAAUGAUGAAAAGAUUUAAAGUCUGGUCGUACAGAGAAGGAGAGCAGCCACUGGUUCACGAUGGACCGGUAAAUGAUAUCUACGGAAUCGAGGGACAGUUCAUUGACGAGCUUAGUAACGUGAUAGGCGGACCAAGUGGCCGGUUUAGGGCUAGCCGGCCGGAAGAAGCUCAUGCCUUCUUCUUACCGUUCUCCGUUGCCAACAUUGUCCACUACGUCUACCAACCCAUUACCUCGCCGGCUGAUUUCAACCGCGCCCGCCUCCACCGGAUCUUUAACGAUUAUGUAGACGUCGUGGCUCGCAAACACCCUUUUUGGAACCAAAGCAAUGGCGCUGACCAUUUCAUGGUCUCUUGCCAUGAUUGGGCUCCCGAUGUGGCGGAUAGUAAACCAGAGUUUUUCAAGGACUUCAUGAGAGGACUAUGCAACGCCAACACAACGGAAGGUUUCAGACCAAACAUCGAUAUCUCUAUACCAGAGAUUAACAUUCCUAAAAGGAAGCUAAAGCCACCGUUCAUGGGCCAAACCCCUGAGAACAGGACGAUCUUGGCUUUCUUUGCAGGAAGAGCUCACGGAUACAUAAGGGAAGUCUUGUUCACUCACUGGAAGGGCAAGGAUAAAGACGUUCAAGUGUAUGACCACCUCACAAAGGGACAAAACUAUCAUGAAUUGAUUGGUCAUAGCAAGUUUUGUCUUUGUCCUAGUGGCUACGAGGUGGCUAGCCCUAGAGAGGUCGAAGCCAUCUACUCAGGCUGCGUCCCGGUUGUCAUAUCCGACAACUACUCACUUCCGUUCAACGACGUGCUUGAUUGGAGCAAGUUCUCGGUAGAGAUCCCGGUCGACAAAAUCCCUGAUAUUAAGAAGAUUUUGCAAGAGAUUCCGCAUGACAAGUAUAUAAGGAUGUAUCAAAAUGUUAUGAAAGUUAGAAGGCAUUUUGUGGUGAACCGCCCGGCUCAACCGUUUGAUGUGAUCCACAUGAUACUUCACUCCGUUUGGUUAAGGAGGCUAAACAUUAGGUUGCCUUCUUGAUAGUAUAUUACUAUAUUUAAUGGUUUUAGCCACAACAAAAAAAAAAAAAAAUAGUCAUUGCAUUACAAUACCUUUUGUUCUUAUAUUUCUUUCAAGAGUUAUUUCAAAAAAACUCAUUGAACUAAAACAGUUGUCUAGAGUAUUAAUUACUCAUAUACGCUGUA
Messenger RNA from Arabidopsis lyrata subsp. lyrata, 2200 nucleotides. RefSeq names its product probable glycosyltransferase At3g42180. NCBI's taxonomy places the organism in Eukaryota, Viridiplantae, Streptophyta, Magnoliopsida, Brassicales, Brassicaceae. The record is from RefSeq and is a predicted model, not a curated record. The transcript has 4 exons. The coding region runs from base 633 to 2036 and encodes 467 amino acids. Gene Ontology annotation, molecular function: glycosyltransferase activity.